Molecule: messenger RNA, 897 nt
Organism: Rotaria socialis
Lineage: Eukaryota; Metazoa; Rotifera; Eurotatoria; Philodinida; Philodinidae
Source: the annotation of a GenBank genome assembly
AUGGAAGAUUGGAAUAAAAAAGUUAAAUUAGUACGCAUAUUAAAUGAUGAUCAAGAAUCGAAAUUUGCUGCUAUUGAAGGUGAAGUUGAAGGAACGGAAGGUGAAAAACAAUCAGCUGUAUUAGUUUUUGAAAAAACACCAUUCCAUUUUGAUGAAGUUGUUAAAUUAAUGAACGAUGAUCAACAACAAUUUAAAGUAGAUUUUAUUAAUGAUAUCUAUCAUAAAUAUACAGUUGAAGCACGAUCAGCAUGUAAUGAUAUUAAAUUGGCAUUUAUUCAUCCUGCAACGCCAUUACAUAUUAAAAAGUACUCUCGAAAACAGAGUUGUCUUAUUAGUGAAACCAGUGAACGCUAUCAAACAAUCGUUCGGCCAUAUAUUGAACAAAAUCAACUUAAUUCUCAAUGGGUUUAUAAUAUAAUUGAUGGUAAAUCAGAACGUGAACGAAUUUUAUUAGAAACUGAUCAGUUUCUUCUAUUACCUGAUAUAAUGUGGGAUGGAAAAUCUAUGGAUUCAUUACAUUUAUUAGUUCUUGUUAAAUCACAUGGUAUACAUAGUAUACGAGAUUUAAAACCUGAACAUAUACCAUUGCUCGAAUCUUUACUUGAAAAAACAUUGGAUUUCAUUUCAACAAAAUAUGGCAUAGCAAAAAAUGUUAUUCGUGCUUUUUUUCAUUAUCCACCAACAUUUUAUCAUUUACAUGUUCAUUUUACAACAAUACACAAUCGUGCAUGCGGUUGUGAAGUUGAACGAGCCCAUCUCGUACAGGAUGUUAUGGACCAUUUAGCAUUAAAACCUGAUUAUUAUCAAACCAAAACAUUAUAUUAUAAAAUUCCUGUGAAUGAUAAGCUCUAUCAGCUUUUAGAAGAAAGUGAACAAACAAAAAAUAAGGAAGCAUAA